Molecule: messenger RNA, 1362 nt
Organism: Pararge aegeria (speckled wood butterfly)
Lineage: Eukaryota; Metazoa; Arthropoda; Insecta; Lepidoptera; Nymphalidae
Exons: 1
Coding region: 1-1362 (453 amino acids)
Source: RefSeq, a predicted model, not a curated record
AUGACUAGCCCGAGACGUUCUAAAAAGAGUGGCCAGUGUGUUCUGCAGCACUUAGACUGGGAUUCUCCAUCCGCUGCGACGGGGACAGUUAAGAGAAGAUCUUCUUGCCCUGAAAAUUCGUCGAAGAAAUCACUAAAAAAGAAUGAAGGAAUAUUUGAAGUGCAGACACCAUCGGACUCUGGUUGUGGCACUUCGAGGAGUCUUGAUGAAUACGAUAAGUCUGAUUCCCUUAUAGAAGUAGAAGAAAGAAUAUCUUGUAUUAUAAAUGAAAAUAGAUCAUCCCAAAGUAAUUCUGAGGCAAGUGAUGUGGACAUCAAUAUUGAUAAUAUUUUGGAAAAUCCAAUAACAGAGAACGUGUUGGUCCACAAUGAUUUUUUUGUUUGUGAUCGAAGUAAAACUUUUAUAAAGCCAGCUAAUACUUUAUUAGAUAGUAAAAAUUUACAUACUAACGAUGGAAUAAAAAAAGUGAAAGAAAAAAGGCUAAGUACCCCCGUACCAAUUAAAAAGCUCAAUAAGCCUUUUGAAUUUGUAAAAAGUACGAAACCCGCGAAAGUAGAUAAAUUAAAUGAUAAAUCAAGCGUUCUGCCAGUUUACAAAAGCACUGUACAGGAAUGCGCCGUAGAUUUAAGUGGAAACAGUCAAAAGAAAAAGAACUCUAAAUUAAAAUCCCCGUUUUCGCCUGCAAAGGCCAUGGACAAGCCAAAGACAUUUUUCCAAAGCAAAAAUAGUUUACAAGAAAUCAAACCGUCGCCUUUGUUGUCUUCACCAGUAAGAAGAACAAUUUCUAAUGAGUAUGUGCGUUUAAAGUUUACAAACGACACAGUUGUACGGCGAACCAUUGACGGAAAAUCCGUACAAAAGAUUACUCCUAAGAUACAAUCCAUUAUACCUGAAAGUCCAAUAGACAAUGAAGACCCUUUUCUUAAUCUUAGCCCAAACAAAAAGUACACUGUAACGGUAAAUAAUAGAGUAAGAUGCGAUAAAGAUAACUACGUAAUAUUUGAUCCAAAGACUGGAUUUAAGUCCGACGAAGCAUCUAAACAAUCGCGAAUUCCUUCGAAAUUAGGUGAAAAAUCAAAAAUCCCUCUGAAAUCACCAGUCAGUGAAAAGUGUUUAGUUCCGAAAAAAUCGGCGAGUGUUAGUGACACGGAUAGUGGCAUUUUAUCCCCUAAUUCCCCAGGUGAAACCAGUGACAAAGUAUCUACGUAUUACGUAAACGCUGCUGUGUUCAGUGAAACGGCAAAAAAAUGUGCGUCGGAUUUGGACAUCAAAAUCGUCGACCCAGCCAUCGCUAAAAAAGCAACCGAGCAAAUCAAGGUCAGUACUCUAUCACAUAAUUCAUUAUCCUAUUACAAUGUAUGA